AUGGCUUCCGUACCAAAAAAUCAAGGUGAGCAGUCAAAGGACAGUAUGAGUUCGCACGUCGGAUUGCCAGCGUUGCAUAUCUCUUCUGCUUUUCCACAGGCAACGCCAGCUUCAGUUUUCCCUCAACCGGUAUCAGACUACUAUCAGUUUGAUGAUCUGUUAAGUUCUGAGGAGAAGGCUCUGAGGAAAAGAGUUCGAGACGUCAUGGAGAAAGAUAUCGCUCCCAUUAUGACAGAGUACUGGGAGAAGGCAGAGUUCCCUUUUCAGGCCAUUCCUAAGCUCGCUACCCUCCGUGUUUCUGGUGGGACAAUAAAGGGUUAUGGGUGUCCAGGCCACUCUAUUAUCGGAAGUGCUAUCGCUAUUGCUGAAAUAGCCAGGGUUGAUGCAAGCUGCUCUACUUUUAUUUUGACGCACUCUUCUGCGGCAAUGCUUACAAUUGCAUUAUGUGGAUCUGAGGAACAAAAGCAGAAAUACUUGCCAUCAUUAGCUCAACUACGUACAGUUUCUUGUUUGGCUUUAACCGAACCGGAUUAUGGAAGUGAUGCCAGUUCUUUGAGGACGACUGCAACGAAGGUAGCUGGAGGCUGGUUGUUAGAUGGCCAAAAACGUUGGAUAGGAAACGGCACUUUUGCUGAUGUACUGAUAGUUUUUGCUCGCAACGCAAGUACAAACCAGAUAAAUGGGUUCAUUGUGAAGAAGGGUAGCCCUGGUUUGAAGGCAACAAAGAUUAUGAACAAAAUUGGAUUGAGGAUUGUUCAGAAUGGGGAUAUUAUCAUGAGCAAAGUGUUCGUCCCAGAGGAAGACAGGCUUCCUGGUGUCAAUUCGUUCCAAGAUGUAAACAAGUCGCUUGCUGUCACGCGUGUUAUCGUUGCAUGGCAACCCAUUGGCAUCGCAAUGGGGGUAUUUGACAUCUGCCACCGGUAUUUGAAAGAGAGAAAGCAAUUUGGAGCUCCAUUAGCUGCAUUCCAGCUUAACCAAGAAAAACUUGUUCGUAUGCUUGGAAAUAUUCAAGCGAUGCUUCUCGUUGGUUGGCGCCUGUGCAGGUUGUAUGAAUCUGGAAAAAUGACCCCUGGUCACGCUAGCUUGGCAAAGGCAUGGAUAUCGUUGCGAGCAAGGGAGACAGUUGCUCUCGGUAGAGAAUUAAUGGGUGGAAACGGAAUCCUGUCAGACUUUUUAGUGGCGAAGGCUUUCUGCGAUUUGGAGCCGAUAUAUACAUACGAGGGAACUUAUGAGAUCAACAGUUUGGUGACUGCGAGAGAAAUCACUGGGAUUGCUAGCUUCAAACCUGCUGUGCUCAGUAAAGCGAGUCGACUUUAAUCUUGCUGGUGGGCUUGAAAACAGACCAUCAUUGUCCUAAAUCAUACUUGACUCCGUUGGAAUAAAUUAAAAGUGGCAGAUUACGUUCUGCUACAAGUUGUAACAUUAACUUUUCUCUUUAUUUAUUACAUAUUUUCUGUAGAAGUA
Molecule: messenger RNA, 1464 nt
Organism: Asparagus officinalis (garden asparagus)
Lineage: Eukaryota; Viridiplantae; Streptophyta; Magnoliopsida; Asparagales; Asparagaceae
Product: acyl-coenzyme A oxidase 4, peroxisomal-like
Exons: 13
Coding region: 1-1317 (438 amino acids)
Biological process (GO): fatty acid beta-oxidation
Cellular component (GO): peroxisome
Molecular function (GO): flavin adenine dinucleotide binding; acyl-CoA dehydrogenase activity
Source: RefSeq, a predicted model, not a curated record